Struthio camelus australis is the source of this 585-nucleotide messenger RNA. The record is from RefSeq and is a predicted model, not a curated record. Lineage: Eukaryota; Metazoa; Chordata; Aves; Struthioniformes; Struthionidae.
AUGGCACGGCUGAGGUUUCAGUCUUUUCCCCAACCCCAAAGGCGGCUCCGGUUCUGCGCUGGGGCCGUGAAUCCCAGCAGAAGCGACGAAAUGAUUUACAGGCACGUGGCCGUCAUCGACGGGGAGAUGGUGCAUUUCGAGAUCCUCGACACGGCCGGACAGACUCCCUGCCGAUCGAAGAUCGAGGAGAAGAUCAAGUGGGGCGACGGCUUCGCCGUGGUCUACUCGGUGACGGACCGCUGCAGCUUCGACGAGGUCAUGCGCCUCUGCUUCCUCGUCAACCACCUCCACGGCAGCCCCAAGCGCGCCGCCGACCAGCCGCCCGUCGUCAUCGUGGCCAACAAGAAGGACUUGCAGUACGACCGCAUGGUGUCCACCGAGGACGGCGAGAACCUCGCCAAGGCCUUGAAGCUCCCUUUCUACGAGAUCUCCACCCGCGACAGCUACGAGGAGACGGUGGCCGUGUUCAACGCCCUCUACCAGGAGCUCCUGAGACAGGGGCAUUUCUCCCCGGGCUCCUUCAAGAGGAGGACGGCGUCCAAGCUCAUGGAGAAGAUCCCCAAGAUGCAGGCGAGCUCCACCUUG